UUUCGAUUUUUUUUUUUUUGUAUUUUUUUCUCUCUUUUUCUAUAGAAUUUUUUUUUAGCUAAUUUUUAAUUAAUCGAUGGGAAAUACGCCGUCUACGAAUAAUGACAAUAAUCCAUCCGGAUCGCAAGUAACAGCCGAAAAACAAUUACCGGAAACAAGUAAAGAAGAGCCAACAAAACCUGUUGCAACUGGACAGCCAAUCAAGAAUGCAAAAGUGAAAGGAAUUCCCACUAUUAUCACGUGGAGUCAAGGUGGUAAUAACGUAUUUGUUACCGGCACUUUUAAUGAUUGGAAAUAUAAUGUAAGAUUGAGUAAAAGCUCGAAUGAUUUUACCACCGUUAUUGACUUAGAACCUGGAACACAUAAGCUUAAGUUUAUCGUGGAUGAUGAAUGGAAAUGUUCUAAUGAUUUUUCAACUGCGACAGAUCCAGAUGGGAAUUUAGUAAAUUAUUUGGAAGUCCAUGAAGAUGAUGAUUGUAAUUCUAUAGAAAAAGAAAGCUUAGAUUCUUCUGGAUUUCUUUCGAAUACACCACCUGGCGAAUAUACCGAUGAAAUUCCAGGAUAUCUUCUUGCAUAUGCUCAUUCUCUAAGUGUAACUGAAAGUAAAUUAAAAGACUCCAUCUCAGAUGAUCCUUUUGAGCAUCAAGAAUGUAUGGCUGAAGAACAGCCGCCAACGUUGCCGCCUCAUUUAGAAAAAGUUAUACUAAAUAGUUCGAUUGUAUCUAAGGAGGAUACUAGCGUUCUUCCGGUACCAAAUCACGUUGUGUUGAAUCACUUAUACGCUUGUUCAAUACGGGAUGGUGUUAUGGCCGUGGCUGGAACCACGAGAUAUCGUAAAAAGUAUGUUACCACCGUUUAUUAUAAACCCGUUAUUAUAUAAUGAAUUAACAUAGGAUAAGUAUUAUGCCAUAUUUUUUUAUUAAUAUUAUGCCUUGAUAUUUCAAGGUAUCAUUAUUUAUUGCAGAUAUCUGCAUUGUGAGAAUAUUAUCUCUUAAAUGUCUUUAAUAUAAC
This is a messenger RNA of Rhizophagus irregularis DAOM 181602=DAOM 197198, 1011 nucleotides long. The record is from RefSeq and is a predicted model, not a curated record. NCBI's taxonomy places the organism in Eukaryota, Fungi, Glomeromycota, Glomeromycetes, Glomerales, Glomeraceae.